AUGUCGGAUGCGUCCAAGGAGCAGUCUUCCAAGUCAUCCGCCGACCGCUCCAGGGCGCAAAUCGAACCCUUCGUCACCAAGGCUGCGAGUCCUGGCGGUGCUGGUCCGGAUACUAACCUAAAGCGCAGCGUGGGUGUUUCUAGGGCUGGUGAUGACGUUGCUGGUGGCAUGAGCGGCAAGGAAGCAAAAAGUAAAACCGAGACUGCUGCAGGGACCGACGACGACACGCCACCCGCCCUUUCUGAGUCCCAGAUACAACUGAAUCGAUAUCGAGAGCGAUUGGCACGAGAUUUGGAGAAGCGCGAGAUGGCGACGAGAGGCUUGAUGGCGACACCUCCCGACAAGGUGCGCGUCUCGCCAAUCCAGGAGGAAAGUGGCAACUCGCCGCGCACACAGGCUGGAAUCGCGGGCUUGGCAACGACAUCGUCCAAUUCAACGACAUCGUCCAAUUUAACGACAACGUCUACCGAAUCCGGAAACACAAUUCGCGGCGGCAUGACGCCCGGCAAUAUCGCGGGAACCCCUUCUUACCCCUUCCCGCGCAUGUAUACUCCGGGGUACGGCCCAGGCGCGAUGAAUCGACCAUUCGGAAACAUGUCCCCAACUGCGGCGGCCUUCAUGUCGCAGGGCAUGUCGUUUGAGGGCUUUGGCGCCGCUCAGGAUAGGGUCAUGUCUGGUUCAUCGACACCCGCAUCGGCCCUCACUUUCCUCCCCGCCGGAGCUACUGGCCAACUGGAGGGCGAUUUCCCGAGUCCAAAUCUCUAUGACCUGUCGCUAAUGCUCAACGCCGAGCCUGGAAUGGACGCCUGGUGGAACACUGUCGUUCAGAUCAUGAGAGAUGUGUACAAAGCCGAGAGAGUGACACUCGCUGUGCCGGCUGACACCACCGAUAUCGAGAAUGUGCCCUGGGGCCAGAAAGCAACCUACAAUGAGCACCAGGAGGACGAUCUCAGCCUCGGAUACAUGGCAAGGGGAAGUAGUUUGAUACCCAGCAGCGCUGGCGAUAUUGUCUCAGAAGAACCUCUCUUGCCCGAAGACCCGGCACGACCCAGGUUGCUCUCUCGACCCAGUCUCCAGACUCGGCACUCGUUCACGACGUACGAGGAUAACAGGGAGAGGAAAGGGAACGGCAACGAGAGACUCUUGCCAUCACGCCGUCCUGCGCAACUAGGCAGAAGCAAGAGUUAUUUCCCGCCCGGUAAGGCGACCGAGGACAUUGUUCAGGAGCCACUAGGCCCGGCAUUGAAUCAAUCUGCCCUUGCUGAGCAUGAUGCCGAAGAGCCCAACGUACCGAGUUGGGAGGCACCAAUUGGCGCCAACUCCGACACCGAGGGCAGAGUGCUCCCCGUACUUCAAGCCCUGGAUUAUGAGGCCGAUCCUCUGAUCGACCACGGCGGUGUCAUGCGUGUUCUUGAACGUGGCAAGGUCAUCGCACUGACAAGAAGCUACCCCUACCUUCAGAAUUUACCAGAGGAGACACCACUUAAGUCCAAGGUGACAGCCAACACGACCUCGGCCGAGGCAGCAAGGAAGAAACUGAAAAGGGGUCGGAUCGAGUCUACCCAAAAGUUAUCGACGAUCUUGAGUGGUUCAAGUUCCUCCUGGAGCUCUAGCCGUAGCCACAGCGGUGACAAGCCAUCCAGCAUAAUUUCACGGCUUUCCGAGGACGAGCCACGCCCACCCACACCAAAAUACGAGGAGUUUGAGCAGGCACCACCAUCCCCCUGGUCCCAGUCUCCAGCACCAUCCCCAGCUGUGCGGGCAGAUCCGAACGAGAACCCAUUCUUCACUGAUGCCAUGGUCGACGAGGACUCUUUUAACCCCGAGUCUGCACCUGCAGAUUACACAGGAAUGCGACCUCCUGAAGCUAUUGGCGUGGACAAUGCAUGGACAGUCCUUCACAUCCCGCUGACGCAUCUGUUGCUCUCAAAGCCUGUUCAUCCUUUCAAGCUUGAUACCACUGUCCUGGAACAAAAGUCUCACUCUCGCAACCGUAGUGAAGCCCAGGAUCCUUCUGGCGGUGAGGAUGAGGACGACGCCGCCUCAUUCUCGUGGCAGCGGAAAGAUAAGCCUGCGCCUAUCGCCAUUCUCUCAAUACUCAGUCCCGUCAUCCCAUAUCCCUCAAACCUUCGCCAUUCAUUAGAGUAUCUUGCCCCGCAUCUGGCAACCUCCUUUUCUCUAUGUCGUCAUUACACAAACUUGGAGACGGAGCUUGCUGGUCUGAACCGGCGAAGGCCUAACACUGCUGGGUUUGGCGCGCUUGCUGCCGAUGGCCGUCCCCUGGCAGACCCCAGCAGCAUUGGCAAUCUAAGCUUCAUGCCCUCGGACGACAUGGCAGCCCAACGCUCGCUAGCAGGCAGCAUCACCAGCCCCAGCGAUUACUCGGGUGUUUCCAAGAGUGCUGCUGGCUCCCCACUUGGCACACCUGGUUCCAUGCAUCACGCCAUUGACAAGACUGGAUUUGCAACUAGCCCUGCACAACUUGGGGAAGACAGCUACUUUGGCAGCAAGCUGAAGCCGAGCAGCUCGAGGGCCGAGAUGGCUUCUGCGACUUCUCAGAGGACGAGGAGGAGUUCAGGGGAAAGUUCGUCAAUGGACAAGCGCCAAGCCCGGCUAUCUGCGUCAUACAAGCUUCUUAACAAGGAGCCUGCCCAGACGCCUGGGGACAGCGAAGAUCUGGUCGAGCUUAACGUCGAGAGCCGCGUUUCGACGCCGGGAGGUUCCAAGAGAGUGCUCUCCCAUGAACUCAAGAAUUAUCUUGACGAAAUCGCUGUGCUCGAACCUCGACUCAACUCAACUGACCGGAAAAGCUCGGAUGGAGGCCACCAUACCCUCCUGCAUUCCUACGGUGCCGACUUUGCGACGAGCUUCCAGUCGCUACCCCCUAGCUCAAGCGUGGUUAGUAGGCCGGUACCCCAUACUGCUCCGACUCGAACAGGCUCGAUCAAUGUUGGCCCAGUAGACAUGCCACCGCCGUCAGACCGUCUCAAGGGCCUCAUCUUAGACUCUUUGCCUGCUCACGUUUUUGUCUCGCUGCCGCAGUCGGGCGAGAUAGUCUGGGUGAAUAGUCGCUACCUGACGUACCGCGGACAGACAGUCUCUGAUUUAGCUGCCGACCCUUGGGGUAGCAUUCACCCGGACGACAGGGAUGAGUAUCUCAAGGCAUGGAGCCAUUCCCUACGCACUGGCGAACAAUUUUCGAGGACUGUUCGUAUCAGACGCUUCGACGGGGCCUACCGAUGGUUCUAUGCCCGUGCUGUUGCUUCCCGCGAUAAACGAGGGGUCAUGAUGCAAUUCCUCGGCUCUUACAUGGACAUCCAUGAUCAACAUAUUGCGGAACUGAAGGCUGCACGGCAAGAGGAGAUUGAGGCCUCGGAGGCGAAGCAUAGACUUCUGGCCAACCUCAUCCCUCAAAUCAUUUUCACUGCGACCGAAGACGAAGGUAUCACGUUUGCCAACGAGCAGUGGCUGUCGUACACCGGACAGAGUUUCGAAGACUGCCUCGGGCUUGGUUUUAUGGUCUUUGUGCAUCCUGAGGACCUGGCUAAAUGCCAUAUACCCACAGACAGACCACCAACGCCGAUGCCCUUCAAGUUUGACCGUUCAGGCCAUCAAGAACCAAUGUCAUCUGAGGCGACAUUGCCCAGCCUCGUAUCUGGCAAAUCGCAAAGUCAGCUAGAAACCAACCUUCGAGGCAUCCACCAAGCGUUAUCACGGAAUAACAGCUCGAGCAGUAGCUCCGUCUACGAAAUGCCCACCGCCGAUCUGACGGCUUUGGCCAGGCAGGGUAUCAUCAAAGUGACAACCGACAGCAACGGCAGACUGUCAUAUACGACGGAGGUGCGAUUACGAUCCAAGAAUGGAGAGUACAGGUGGCACUUGAUUCGUUGCGUCGAGAUUGACAACAUUGACUUUGGAAACGGAGCCAGCUCCUAUUUUGGCUCCGCCACGGACAUCAACGACCACAAAUUACUCGAAGCCAAACUCAAGGAGGCUAUGGAGUCUAAGAGUAGAUUCCUGAGCAACAUGUCGCACGAGAUUCGGACACCACUCAUCGGUAUUUCGGGAAUGGUCAGCUUCCUACAAGACACCAUCCUUAACGAAGAGCAGCGAGACUAUACCAAUACCAUUCAGACCAGUGCCAACAGUCUGUUAAUGAUCAUCAACGACAUUCUGGAUUUGUCAAAGGUCGAUGCCGGAAUGAUGAAGCUCAAAUACGAAUGGUUCCAUACACGCUCUCUCAUUGAAGAUGUCAAUGAGUUGGUGUCCACCAUGGCUAUUGCUAAGAGACUGGAGCUGAACUACAUUGUGGAGGAGGAUGUUCCAGCCUGGGUCAAGGGCGACAAGGUCCGCAUUCGCCAAGUCCUUCUCAACGUCAUUGGCAAUGCCAUCAAGUUCACUGCCGAGGGCGAGGUGUUCAGCCGGUGCAGGGUUCACACCAACAAAGACUCAGUACAUGACCAACAUGAGAUUGUGCUCGAAUUUGCCAUCAUCGAUACAGGUCGUGGAUUCUCAAAGGAGGAGGCAGACCUUAUCUUCAAGCCGUUCAGUCAAAUUGAUGGAAGCAGCACCAGACAGCAUGGAGGAAGUGGUCUUGGACUGGUCAUUUCGAGACAGUUGGUGGAACUGCACGGUGGCAAGAUGGAAGGAAGCGCUGUCCCUGGCAAAGGGUCUACUUUCACCUUCACAGCCAAAUUUGCUUUGCCGACAAAGGAGGAUCACCCAGAUGUACCCCUGAGCCCUGAGAGUUUGCAACCCACCUCCAGACUCACCCAAGAUGUGGCUGUCAUGCUCCCUCCAAAGAACUUGCCUUCACCUACGGUCGCAUCAACAGACAGCCCCAAGACCGACACCGAGUUCACAUCGCCUGCUGUUGUUUCUAGCGGAAGUUCAGCCCCUUCAGUCAAGUCGACCGUUUCUCGGGCUACAGAACGUACGUCUGUUACGUCCGUGUCUUCGAUCAACGUUGGACUUGUUCACUUCAGCGAAGCUGCAAGAGCAAGCGGUCAAGAUCUGUCCCAGAUGAAGUUAGAGUUGCCUUCAACCGAGUCUUCGCCGGGCAAGACACCCACACCGGAGGCCUCCAAGCCGACGCACCCAGAAGACUUGAAGCCACCCAUGUACUCCAUCCUCAUCAUCUGCCCUCAGACCCAUAGCCGCGAGGCCACCGCACAACAUAUCGAGAUGACGUUGCCGAAGGAUGUGCCUCACCAAAUAACGGCAUUGGACUCUACCGAAAAGGCACAGAAGUUGCUUGGGGGAGAGGGGUCUGUCAAUUUCACCCACAUUGUCCUCAACUUGCCGUCCCCAGAGGAGAUCAUCGGCCUGAUGGAGCAGAUCACCAAGUCGACAACGAUCAGCAACACGACAAUCCUCAUUCUAUCAGACUCAGUUCAACGGCAAGCUGUAAUGAGACUUGCGACAGAUACAAAGUAUGAGAAACUUGUGUCCGAAAAUGUCGUCACUUUCAUCUACAAACCUGUCAAGCCGUCGAGGUUUGCCGUCAUCUUCGAUCCUGACAAGGUUCGCGACUUAAGUGUUGAUCGGAAUCGCUCAACCGCGCAACGUAUGGUUGAAACCCAGAAGGCGAGUUACCAGGAGAUUGGAAAACGUAUGGGCAACAAAGGGUAUAAGGUGCUACUGGUUGAGGACAAUCCCGUAAACCAGAAGGUUCUGCAAAAGUACUUGAAGAAGGUCGGCGUGGAGGUUGAAGUGGCCGCCGACGGCGCCGAAUGCACCGAGAUGGUGUUCGGCCACGCCCAUAAUUACUACUCCUUGAUACUCUGCGACUUGCACAUGCCACGCAAGGACGGCUACCAGGCCUGCCGAGAGAUUCGACAAUGGGAGAAAGAACAAGGGUUUAAGAAGCUUCCAAUCAUUGCGCUUUCGGCCAACGUCAUGUCUGAUGUCCAGGAGAAGUGCGUCGCGGCUGGGUUCAGCGACUAUGUCACCAAGCCUGUGGACUUCAUCGAUCUCAGCAGAGCCAUGUCCAGGUUCUUCUGA
Colletotrichum godetiae is the source of this 6003-nucleotide messenger RNA. RefSeq names its product hsp90-like protein. The transcript has 2 exons. Gene Ontology annotation, cellular component: plasma membrane. The record is from RefSeq and is a predicted model, not a curated record. NCBI's taxonomy places the organism in Eukaryota, Fungi, Ascomycota, Sordariomycetes, Glomerellales, Glomerellaceae. Gene Ontology annotation, molecular function: phosphorelay sensor kinase activity; protein binding; histidine phosphotransfer kinase activity. Bases 1 to 6003 code for a protein of 2000 amino acids. Gene Ontology annotation, biological process: protein autophosphorylation; phosphorelay signal transduction system.